AGAUUUCAAGAACCACGGAGAGAGAGAGAGAGGUUCUAGUUCAGGAUCAAGAAACUAGGAAAGAAAUUAGAGAGAGAGAGAGAGAGAGAGAGAGAGAGAGAGAGAGAGGGAGAGAGAGAGAGAGGUUGUAAAGAUUUCAAGAACCACGCAGAGAGAGAGAGAGAGAGAGAGAGAGAGAGAGAUGUUCUUGUUCAGAAUCCAGCUACUGGAAAGAAAUUAGACACAGAGUGUGUUCUUGAAUGAAGAUCCACUGCAAAGAUUUUUACUGAAACCCUAGAAAAAACAACCAGCAAUUUCAGGGUCUCGUCAAUUGGGUAUCCUCUUUCUCACUUCCUCUUUCAGAAUGUUGAGGGACAUCAAGUCCUCGCGCCGGUAUUCGGGCAAGAACUCCAACGCAGAGGAAUUUGAGAAUGUGCCGGUAAACCCUAGGGACUCUUUGGUUGCUCAAAUCACCACAGACCCAAUCAGGGCCCCACUAAACACAAUUCCAGAACCAAACCCUAAUCCCAAAUCUGUUGUAGAACAAGAUUUGGGUGGUAGGAGUACUAAGAUUGAAAGAACACCUACGAAGCCUAAAAGCACAAUGCCCGGUCGAACUCCCGAAAAGUCGGGAGUUUCUGCGAAGAACCGGUUUGGGUGGGCCCAGAAGAAUGAAUCCAGUUUGUUUAUGAGUGAAGCGCGUGAUGAGGGGCGCAGUGAUGUGACUGGCUAUGCGAGCCAAGCAAGUAGAGGGGUUGGGAAUGGGGGUUUUGGUAGUAUGGCUACUCCCAGGUCAACAACUCGGACAGUGGGGAGACCUAAUGCUACUUCAAGUUAUACGGAAUGCAAUUCGACACAAAGCACACCAACUAAGAGUGUGUCGAAACCCCCAAAUCCGGGAUAUUGUCCAGCCAGUGUUUCUAGGCCUCAUGUCAAUGGCGGUCCUCGAGUUGGGAACUAUGUCGCGAUGGCCAAAGGGCUUCCGAUUUCUUGUAGUUCUUCCUCUGUUGUUAAUACAGUUGAUGUUCCACAUUUUGAUCUCAAGGAAGAUCCGUCGUUUUGGAUGGAGCAUAAUGUGCAAGUUUUAAUACGGGUUCGCCCACUGAAUAGCAUGGAGAGAAGCAUGAACGGCUACCAUAGGUGCUUGAAACAAGAGAGUGCUCAAUGCAUCACGUGGACUGGGCAGCCGGAAACUCGAUUUACAUUCGAUCAUGUCUCGUGUGAAACAGUUGACCAGGAAACACUUUUCAGGAUGGUUGGUCUGCCAAUGGUUGAGAAUUGUUUGUCUGGCUAUAAUAGCUGUAUGUUCGCCUAUGGGCAGACAGGAAGUGGGAAAACAUUCACCAUGCUCGGAGAGAUUGAAGAGUUAGAACUUAAGCCGAGUCCACAUCGUGGAAUGACACCGCGCAUAUUUGAAUUCUUGUUUGCAAGAAUCAGAGCUGAAGAGGAAAGUCGAAGAGAUGAGAGAUUAAAAUACUACUGCAAGUGCUCUUUCUUGGAGAUCUACAAUGAACAAAUUUGCGAUCUUCUUGAUCCUUCAUCCACAAACUUGCUACUGCGUGAGGAUACGCAAAAGGGUGUUUAUGUGGAUAAUCUCUCAGAAUUUGAAGUGCAGACAGUGGGUGAUAUUCUUAAGCUUUUGAGUCAGGGUUCUUCGAAUAGGAAAGUCGCUUCCACCAACAUGAAUAGAGAGAGUAGUCGUUCGCAUAGUGUCUUUACCUGCGUAAUAGAGAGUAGGUGGGAAAAGGAUGCCAUGUCUAACCUACGGUUCUCAAGGCUAAACCUUGUUGAUCUUGCCGGCUCAGAAAGGCAGAAAAGUUCUGGUGCUGAAGGUGAACGUUUAAAGGAGGCUGCUAAUAUUAACAAAUCACUAUCUACUCUCGGUCAUGUGAUAAUGGUUCUAGUGGACGUGGCGAAUGGGAAGCCGAAACAUGUUCCCUACAGAGAUUCAAGGCUGACCUUUCUUCUUCAGGACUCACUUGGUGGAAACUCGAAAACGAUGAUAAUUGCCAAUGUCAGCCCGUCCAUCUGCUGUGCUGCUGAAACGCUGAAUACUUUGAAGUUUGCUCAACGUGCAAAACUUAUUCAGAACAAUGCUGUUGUGAAUGAAGAUUCUUCGGGGGAUGUCAUCGCACUACAACACCAGAUACGGCUCUUAAAAGAGGAGCUUUCUGCCCUCAAACGUCAGAAUGUCUCCAGGGCUCUGUCGUUUGGUCCAAAAGACAUGAUAGAUAUAACACAAGAACAUGACAGUGCCGAGAUGGAUCUACAGCAAACAGACAAUUGUGUUCUUAAAUUGUCUACUAAACAGUUAAAAUCAUUGGAGUGCACACUUGCUGGUGCCUUGAGAAGGGAAAAAAUGGCAGAAACUUCUAUAAAACAACUUGAAGCUGAAAUCGAGCAGCUGAAUCGUCUGGUUCAUCAAAGAGAGGAGGACACUAGGUGCACAAAAAUGAUGUUGAAGUUUCGAGAGGACAAAAUUCAAAGAAUGGAGUCAGUUGUUGGUGGCUUACUACCGGCAGAUACUUAUUUACUGGAAGAGAACGGUGCACUCUCUGAAGAGAUUCAGCUCCUUCAAGCAAAAGUUGAGAGAAACCCAGAAGUGACUCGUUUUGCUCUGGAGAAUAUCAGGCUUUUAGAACAACUUAGAAGGUUUCAGGAUUUCUACGAAGAAGGGGAGAAGGAAAUGCUACUAGCUGAAGUAUCUGAACUGCGGGACCAGCUGGUGUGUUUUCUUGAUGGCAACUCAAAGCAACAUAACCAUCCAAAAGUGGACCUGCCUUAUCAGGAAGCUCUACAUGUCAGAAAAGAGAAUGAUUCGUUCCACUUCGAGCUGAAUAAGACGCUCAGCGAGUUAGAAGAGUGCAGGAAUAACCUAAGCUCUUGUUUAGAGGAAAAUGCAAGGCUCAGAAGAGAAAUUGAUGAUCUGCAUGCUUCACUAAGUAACCUCAAAACCGCAACCCAUGAUCAUGACAGCAGCGUUGAAGUCAUAAAGGAGCCCAUAUUAGAAGCUCCACCUUUGGAUCAAUCAAUUAAGGCAGCUCAAGAAGAGAAUGGACGGAAUGGACAGGCAAAGAAUGAAAAUCUGUUGGAACACGCAGAAGAAGUCAUGAAAUUACAACUGGAGGUGGAUAUUUUAAAUAUCAUGCUCAAAGAAGAAAGGUCAUCUCAUGCGCAAGUACAGGCAAGGGAACUGUGCUUGAAUAGGGAUCUUGAGAAGACAAAAGAAAACAUUUUGUUGAUAACUAGACUAUUUGAAGAUGUGAAGGAAGAGCUUAAGGAAGCAAAAUCUGUUAUUGAAGCUCUGGAGUCUCAACAAAUACUUUCGAUCAAUGAAAUGGAGGAUCUUAGGAGCAGUAACAGCCACUAUGCAGAGCUUUUGAGUAAACAGGAGCUUGAAAUCUCUACUUUGAAGGAGCAAAUAUUUUGUCAAGAAUUAAGAGCUCCCCGAUUGUUCAAGUGUUCUGAAAGUGAGGACUCUUCUUUACAGGGGAAGUUAAAGAAGAUGCACAGCUCUCUUGAAAAGGCGAGGAGGUUGAAUACACGGUAUCAAAGUGAUCUUGAAUUUCAAGAAUCUAAUGAAGAAGAAAUGGAUGAAGUCAGAAGGCAAGUUGAGGCUGAAACUGCUGAGGUGAUUGUCUGCUUGCAGGAUGAAAUCUCUAUUCUUCAGCAGCAUGUAGAAGAAAGUAGUAAAAGAGAGACAGAGACUGAAGAGAGAUUGUUGGGUCUGCAAACUGAAUUGAAGGACCUUCAGGAAAAAAUGCAUCUCAUGGAGCAAGAUAACACAGUUUUAGGCGAAAAGCUAGAAGAGAAAGAUAAAGAAUCAAGAACAAUGUCCAAAGAGUGGGAAUUGUUGACCAGUGAGAUUGAACUUCUUCUUUCUGAUGGGCAUGAGGCGCUUAAACAUGCAUCGGAUCAGCUGGAUUCUGUUUCCAGUUCCUUUCCUUGGAAAAGAAAUGAAAUCCCUGAACAAGUUGGUAGGAUAAGAAAAGUACUAUCCGAAAAGGAGUUUUUGAUUGAAAACCUCAACCAAUGCUUGGAAGAUGCUGACAAAAGAAGAAGUGAAAUGGAGUGCAUGCUAAGGUCUUUGAGAGGGGCGACUUUGGUUAUUACUGAAGCACACGAGCAAGAGUGCAGGGAAAAGGAGAAAGAAAUCCUCCUGUUGUCAUCUCAGUUGAACUCAAGAAAGUCUACCAUAGAAGAGCUGGAGAAGAGGAUUAAGCAUGGGGAAGAGGAAAUUCAAAAAGCAUCAAUCUGCGCAACGGUUGCUUUUGUCAUUGUGAAUAGGUUCUCUGAGAUAAAUUCUACUCAUCUUGAUGCGUUAGAGCAUAAGGAUGUUUCUCUAAGUACUCGGACUGCUGAAAUUGAUGAAGCAAAGAGACAGAUUGAGUCCCUUGCAAGAGAACUGGAUCUGUCGAAGGAAAGUUGCAGUGAGCUACGGCUGCAGCUUUCUCAGGAGCAGAAGCGAGCUUGUGUUAUGGAACAGAAGCUUGAAGAAGCACGAGAAAGUGACAUUUUGAAGACCACUGAGAAACUUGCUGAGCUAAAAAAUGGUGUUUCAGCAAUCAAGUAUUGCAUGAAUGAAUAUGCAGAGAAGGGUCCAAAUGGUGAGGAAGAUAAUGCUAUUACAAGUCAUGUUUCUCUGUUGACUGAUGGCGUAUGUGAAGCAUGGACAGGUAGUGAAACAAGACAAGAAAUUAGCAACAUAGAUUCAUAUGUUGUUGAGCACCUGAAAAGGGAGAUUCCAGAGGAUCCACAUGAAUAUUCAUCUGGUCAGAAAAACCUCGCAUCUGGAAGAAUUCGGAAGGAUGAGAGUGACAGAGAUGCUACAAUUAUUCUUCUCAAAAAGGAAAUAGAAUCCGCUCUUGAUAGCUUAAAAGGAGUGCAAGCUGAGAUGGCCAGACUGCGUUUUGAGAAAGAAAAGGUGUGGAUGUCUGAAAAAGAAAGUAAGGAGAGCAUCAAAAGUGUUCUGACUCAGGUGCUUUCCUUACAAGCAGCUAUGAUUAACUUUGACGAGGUGUUUGGAUUCAAGAUGGAAUCUUUGGAUCAUAAGCUGCGGACUGUUGAAGAAGCCGGGCAAAAUGCUGGUAGUACAUGGUGCCAGGAAAAAGAGCUACUUGAGCUUGAACUCGGUGAUGCAAAGGCAGUUGCGGUCCAGAAAAUGGCUGAGGCUUCUUGCAUACUUGCUAAAUUUGAAGAGGCCCAAGAUACCAUGAAAGAUGCAGAUAUUAUGAUAAAUGAGCUAGUUAUAGCAAAUGAAACCGCGAAGCUUGAAACUGAAGAGCUGAAGAGGAUGAGGUUCUCCUUGAUCACUGAGAAGGAUAUCCUAAUCCAAGAGGUUCAGAGCUUGCAAACAGCCAAUGAUCAGAAGGAUUGCCAUUAUGAAAAAUUAGAGAAACUCUAUGCUUCAGAUUUGUCAGAAAUGAAGAAUCUAGUCUUGGAGCUGGAGGGUAUCAAUUCACAGGUCCAGAGCACUUUUAACCAAGAUUUUGCAUCUAUAGCCUCUGAGUUCCUUUGCAUGAAGUCCCAACUUCAAAGCUCGAGAAAGUUGAUGCAUUCAUGGAUUGAGGACAUCUGGUCUGAGAUUUUUGUCAAGGAUUGCGCUGUCUCUGUCCUACACCUUUGUCAUAUGGGAAUACUGUUGGAAACAGUAACUGGGCUGAAUGCAGAAAAAGGUUUGCUUCACCAUGGGCUCACUGAGUCAAAUUCUGUCAUAUCAGAGUUGCGGGAACAUAAUUUCAAGUCGAGAAGGGAGCUAGAAAUGUGUAGAAUCCUGAAGAGUAAGCUAUUGGCUGACAUCAAGAGUGGUUUUGAUCGCAUUUCAAGGAAAGAAGAUGAAACCGGUGAACUCACUGUGAAGCUAACUUCUUUUGAGAAGAGAAUAUUAGAUCUACAGCUCCAAGAGGAGUCAAUGUUGCAAAGGUCUAAUCACAUGGGAUCUGAGCUUGCCAUAUUGACGAAAGAGUUAGACCUAAAUAACAGGAAUAUUGCUGCAUCACUGGUGGAUCAAGAAAAUUUUGCGAACGAGCGGGAUGAAGGGUUAAAAUCUCAGGAGGAGAAUUUCGUGCUGGAACUGUCUGCUAAGGACUUUGAGUUGCUUAUUCUGGUGUCAGAGUUAGAACAGAUGGCUCUCCAAAAAGCUAAGAUGGAAAAGGAAAAGCUAAGUUGCUCUGCUGUUCUUCACGAGUUCAAGAGAGAGUUGAUUCUUCUCACAGUUGAUGCAGAGUUGAAGGAAUCGAUCUCUGUCGACAAGGAAGUUGAGGUUUCUCUCCUACAGAAAGAAGUCAAGGAAGCGCAAAGCGAGAGGCAGGAGUUUUUAUCAAAGAUAAAUGAAAGCAACGCAACAAUUGCAGAUAUGGGCAAAACAAAUGAGGCUCUUGAGCAAGAUAUUCAAUUGCUAAAGGGUAUUGCUCUUUCACACGAAACAUUGAAAGGUGAACUAGGUGAAGUGACAGAAGCAAAGAUGAGACUGUUGACCCAGCUGAAAAAUCUUGAAGCUGAGUAUGAAAGAUUAAUGGAAGAUAUUAAGACGAAGGAAGAUGCUCUAGAGAUUUCGUCCAGCUCUAUCUCAGCCCUUGAUCAACAAAACAAAGUGUUGCAGGAUGACAUUUCCUUGUUGGAAGCGUCAUUAGCCGAACUUCAAGAUGAGUUAAGGAUGAAAGACGUUGAGCUAUGCAAGAUGAGCUGUCUUGAGGAGGAAAAUGGGUGUUUGGAAAAUGAACUAAGGAAGGUGAAGGCAGAAUUUUGUUCAGUUAAUGGAAAUUUGGAGGAGAAGAAAUCUGAAGUUGAGUCAUAUAUAAGCCAUACAGUUGCAGUUGAUAAAGAGAAUAAUCGAUUGCUAGAUGAAAUUACUUCCCUGAAGUCCCAAAUUUCCAAUUUAAAGGCUGACCUGGACAGGGUACAACCAGAACUGUCGGAACUCCAACUUUCUGAAUCCGUAGCUAGGGAUGAGUUAUGCUCCAAAGCCCGGGAUUUGCAAAUCCAUGUUGACAGAGUUUAUUCUUUGAAGCAAGAGAAUGUUUCCUUGAGAAAUGAACUCCAAUCUCAAGUGAAACACAAUAUUGAGUUCCUCUCUUUAUGUCAUGACUCGGUUGCAAAUGUAGAAACAGUGGAUAGCAGAAUAUCUCAAACACUGUAUGAUGGCAGCGCUACUUCCGAAAAAAUGCACAAAGAGAUGAGAGAAGUUAUGGAAAUGAUACAUAGGUUCAUGGAAGAGCUGGAGAGCUUGGAAGAACUUGCCAAAGAGCUCAUAUCAGAAAAUUCUACCCUUCAGACUGAGUUAUCAAGGAAGGAUGAUGUUCUAAAAGGAUUGUUAUUCGAUGUAAGCAUGUUGCAAGAAUCUGCAUCAAACACCAAGGACCAGAAAGACGAAAUUGAAGAAUUGGCAGCUUCUAUUGAGGCUUUAGAAGAUGAGCAUGCAGUGAAAUUGCAUGAGCUUAAUGAAGCAGUUGCUAAUGGACAAAUACUUGAAGCUCAAGUGCAGGAGAAGACAGGCAUUAUCUGCACUCUUCAACUGGAUAUCUCAAAAAUGCAUGAGACUGUUGAAUCACUCUCCAACAAAUACCUUGAGCUGACAGCAAACACGGAAAAUGCCUUAGAGGCUAAAAGGUCCAGUGAGGAGGAGUUAACAGAGACAAGGAAGGUAAACGAGACAUUAGAGGCGGAACUUGUCGAAAUGGAAGCUGCCCUUCGUGAAAUGAAUAAUUGUAUUGAGUCCUUGAAGGGCAAUUUGGAUGCAGUUAUUAUUGAGAGAGAUGGUCUCCAAUUAGAAGUCCUUAUUCUCAAGGAGAAUUUGGAGAUGGCACAUGCUCUUGCUGAAGAAAACAAUGCGAUUGCUGUGGAAGCUCGAGAGACUGCUGAGUGCAGAAAGCUCUACGCCGAAGAGAAGGAAGAGGAGGUGAAGCUAUUAGAGAGAUCAGUGGAAGAGCUAGAAUGCACGGUGAAUGUAUUGGAAAACAAGGUCGACAUUGUCAAAGGGGAAGUGGAACGGCAGCGGUUAGAAAGAGAGGAGCUAGAAAUGGAGCUUGAUGCUGUAAAACAGCAGAUGAACAAUGUUAAAAGGGGUGAUACUGACAUAAGAAGGAAUCUAGAUGAGAAAGAGAAAAACCUCCAAGAAGCAUUCCAGCGCAUUCAAAUUCUUGAGAGAGAAAUAGCUGCCAGGGAUGCAGAGAUUGCACAAUGCAAAGUUCAUAUCACUGAGCUAAAUUUGCAUGCAGAGGCACAGGCUUCUGAGUACAAGCAAAAGUUCAAAGCAUUGGAAGCCAUGGCUGAACAAGUCAAACCUGAAGGCCAUCCUACCCAUGCCACAAAUUCACCAUCAAGAAAAUUAGAGAAAAAUGCAUCAAAGUCCAGGGGUUCCGGUUCCCCUUUCAAAUGUAUGGGAUUGGGCUUAGUACAGCAAAUAAAAUCUGAGAGGGAUGAGGAGCUCAGUGCUGGAAGAGCCCGUAUUGAAGAGCUUGAAGCCUUAGCUGCAAGUCGACAGAAGGAGAUCUUCAUGCUAAACACAAAAUUAGCUGCUACAGAAAGCAUGACCCAUGACGUAAUUCGAGACUUGUUGGGAGUGAAGUUGGAUAUGACGAACUAUGCGUCAUUGCUAGAUAAUCAGCAAGUGCAAAAGAUAACAGAGAAGGCUCGCCUUCAUAAUUUUGAAGCUCAAGAAGUUAAGGAUCAGGAGGCAAUGAAGUUAAAGCAACAGCUCAACGAGUUUAUUGAGGAGAGGAGAGGAUGGUUAGAGGAAAUAGACAGAAAACAGGCUGAGAUGGUGGCAGCACGGGUUGCAUUGGAAGAACUUCGUCAACGAGAUCGUUUAAUUACAGCUGAAAUUGAAAUGUUCAAGAUGGAGAACACUAAUCAUAAGAAAAAGAUCAUGGAACUUGAAACUGAAAUGAAGCAGCUGUCUGGCCAGCAGAACCUCCAGCAGCGGAUCCAUCAUCACGCCAAAAUUAAGGAGGAAAACAAUUUCUUGAGAAGUCAGAAUGAUGAUCUCACCAUUAAGCUGAGACGAACAGAUGCUAUUCUUGCACGCAUCAAGGAAGAGCUUGCAAACUUCCGUGCUAGUAACGGAAGAAGCCCUUUCAUCAAUUUUGACGAGGAGAAACGGUUAAGUAACAUGCUAAAGGAAACUGAGGAGGAGAGGCUGCAAUUAGCACAAAAGCUAGUUGGUUUGUGCACCAGCAUUUUGAAGGCUGCUGGUAUAACGAAUCCAGUACCAGAUGUAAGUCUCUCCAUGGCCGAAGAAGCACUAGAGCAGCUCAAGAACCGGGUUACCUCACUUGAAAGAGAGUUGCAAGAUGUCAGGUUCAAGAAUAGAAUAACCAGUGAAAGAGCACGAUUGUCCGAGCUCAUGCCACAACCACCAUCACCAUUUAGCUCGAGAGCAGAUGAGAACCGGCGAACUCCAAAUCGAGCUUCUCAGACCCCAUUUCUCUCUGCUUUGGAUAGAUAAUGUCAACUUGGAGCCUAAAACGGGAGAUAGUUCAACAUGAAUAGUUAGCCUUUUGCUAGCAGCUGCCAAAUUUUCAAGUUUAAGCUAAUGUUUUGUUUGGCUGGUCAUGCUGUAAAUUUGAUUGAUUUUUUUCAUUUGUACAGUGGUUUUUCAUCACUACCACAUUCGAUAGAAUCUGCCUUCGUAGUCUAGAGCUUGUAAAUACUGUAAUCUAUCAUUGUAACCCCUACAGCUUCUUGAUGAGUAAUACAUUAGCGGGUAAGCCCAAGUGUCGAUUCCUCA
This is a messenger RNA of Rhododendron vialii, 9706 nucleotides long. RefSeq names its product kinesin-like protein KIN-12D. Gene Ontology annotation, biological process: microtubule-based movement. The record is from RefSeq and is a predicted model, not a curated record. The transcript has 38 exons. Gene Ontology annotation, molecular function: ATP binding; microtubule binding; microtubule motor activity. NCBI's taxonomy places the organism in Eukaryota, Viridiplantae, Streptophyta, Magnoliopsida, Ericales, Ericaceae. Bases 344 to 9424 code for a protein of 3026 amino acids.